Messenger RNA from Adineta steineri, 903 nucleotides. Lineage: Eukaryota; Metazoa; Rotifera; Eurotatoria; Adinetida; Adinetidae. The record is from the annotation of a GenBank genome assembly.
AUGGUAAAUCAAAAGGAAACUGACAAUUUUUUGGUCAAUAAAAAAAAACGAAAUUUAUCUUCAAAAUCGAAUACAUGCUAUUCAAAAUGGUGGAAUCAAGGUUUAUGUUAUCAAAAAGCUAUUACUGAUAUUAUAGAAUCACGCAUAUUUCGUUUUAUCGUUAUUUUCUUAGUUAUUGCUGACACAGGGUUUGUAAUCAUAGAAUUAUUAUUAGAUACAUUUAAAAUUCAUUAUGAAUGUAAAACUGAUGUUCAUCAUAAAUCAGAACAUGAAAUGGGAAUCAAAAUAGAACAUAUUGAAUUGGGUAUGGAAAUUGCACAUUAUUCAUCAAUAGCGAUUUUAACAUUUUUUGUUAUUGAAUUAAUUGUUAAAAUUUAUGGAGCAGGAAAAGAAUUUUGGAAUAUUCAUAGAAAUAAAAUGGAAUAUUUUGAUGCAUUUAUUGUUAUUACAUCACUAACUAUUGAUUUAGCAUUUUUACAAGGUGAAAAAAAACUUCUUGGUGAAAAAUUACUUCUAAUAUUUACAUUUCGUUUAUGGCGUUUUGUACGAAUUAUUAGUAGUGUCGCUGAAGGUAUUCGUAGUGGAGAAAGAAAACAUAAAAAUCGUUUGAAUCAAAAGUAUAUUAUUGCAGUGCAUCGACUAAUUGAGCUACUAAAAUUUAAAACAACUUAUCUUGAAAAUAAUAAUGAGGAUAUGAACUCUGUACUUGAACGUUUUCGUCUGAUUGAUAGUAAAUGUGAUUCAAAAUGGGAAGCAUUUCAUGAAAAUGAGGAAUUAACUUCAUCACUAACGGUCGAGCAGUUUAUUGACGAUUUACAUGGAAUUGAAAAUAAUAACGCUGAAGACAUUAUUCGAGAAAUGCUCGUAAAAUCACCGCUUAUAAGCACAUUAAAGGAAAUCUAA